This is a messenger RNA of Callorhinus ursinus (northern fur seal), 546 nucleotides long. Lineage: Eukaryota; Metazoa; Chordata; Mammalia; Carnivora; Otariidae. The record is from RefSeq and is a predicted model, not a curated record.
AUGACUUUAAGACAGGAAUCCAAACCAAUAGGUCCUAUUAAAAAUAGCCCAAGUGAAAAACGACACAUAGCCAGCCUGGAGAAGAACCUCUAUGCAGAUAUAGAAGCUGCUUGGCUUGCUCUUAUGACAAGAUAUGGCAUUCACCCUGAAAAUGUGAGUAUAUAUGGACAUAGUAGAGGGACAGGACCAUCUGUGGGUCUUGCUGCUCAGUCUGAGAGUGCUGCUGCUACUAUUCAUUCUCCUUUGACCUCGGGAAUGGGAGUCACUUUUCCUGAUACUAAGAAGACCUACUGUUUGGAUGCAUUCCCAAACAUUGACAAAAACUCUAAGAUAACAUCUCCUGUAUUAAUAAUUCAUGGGGCUGAAGAUGAAGUCAAUGACUUCUCACGUGGCCUUCCAUUGUUUGAGCAUUGUCAAAGACCCAUGGAGCCUCUGUGGGUCAAGGGGGCAGGUCACAAUGAUGUGGAACCUUAUGGAUGGUAUCUUGAAAGGUUGAACCAGUUUGUGUCACAAGAACUAGAGAGAGAGCACAAGCAGGGGGAGUAG